UCAACAAAACCAGUUGAAGUUUAAUUAUUAUAAAAACCAAUGCAUCAGUAUGUAUCAACUCUUGUAUCGCUGUGUUCACUUCAAGAGUAGGUAAUCGUUUACCUACCUAUGUAUUAAUGUCAAAAUAUUAUAAUUUUUCCUUCCGGUCACGAUGUUGAAUUCGAUUUCGGUAACGGUUGCAGCGUUUGCCGUCGUGCUGCACGGGGUCACCGGCCUCGACAACGGGUUGGCUUUAACACCGCCGAUGGGAUGGCUCGCGUGGCAAAGAUACAGGUGUAUCACAGACUGCGAAACGUAUCCCGACGAAUGUGUCAGUGAAAAGCUGUUUAUGAAUGCGGCUGAUUUGUUGGUCAGUGAAGGCUACGCAGACUUGGGAUACAAAUACGUAAUCGUGGACGACUGUUGGUUGGCUAAAAACAGAUCGGACGACGGGAAGUUGGAAGCCGACAAGACGAGGUUCCCGAGCGGUAUCAAAGCACUGUCUGACUACGUGCACUCGAAAGGGUUGAAAUUUGGCUUGUAUCAAGACUGGGGCGAGAAAACUUGUGCCGGUUACCCGGGCGUGCUGGGCAGCGAAGCGAUGGACGCCAAACAGUUCGCCGAAUGGGAAGUCGAUUACGUAAAAUUAGACGGAUGUUAUUCGAACGUCAGGGAUAUGGAUAGGGGUUACGUCGAAUUCGGAAAACACCUGAACAAUACAGGAAGACCAAUGGUGUACUCGUGUAGCUGGCCGGCGUAUCAAGAAGACAAGGGAAUGCGGAUCAAUUACGCGUUGAUGGCUCAACACUGUAACCUGUGGCGUAACUACGGAGACAUUGACGAUUCGUGGAGUAGUGUGACAUCCAUAGCUGAUUACUUUGCAACGAAGCAAGAGUUCUGGGCGCAGUAUGCAGGACCCGGACACUGGAACGAUCCAGACAUGCUCCUGAUCGGUAACUUUGGUCUGACAAUCGACCAAAGCAAAUCGCAAAUGGCCAUUUGGGCUGUGUUGGCCGCUCCCCUGUUUAUGUCCAACAAAUUGUCCGCCGUACGUCCGGAGUUCAAAGAAAUCUUACAAAACGUCGAAGUCAUCAAAGUCAAUCAAGACGCUUUGGGAAUACAAGGCACUCGAGUAUUUAGGGAUAAGGGUAUUGACAUUUGGACCCGACCAGUCGAACCGGUUCAUCGUGGAAAUUAUUCAUACGCGGUGGCGUUUGUGAGUCGUCGCGAGGAUGGCGCUCCUUACCCGUACAAAAUAGCUCUGGAAGACUUAGGACUGAACCAUCACAUUGGUUACACGAUUAAGAAUUUGUUUGAUAAACCUACCUCAAACGGUAUCAAACACUACGCCUUGCCAAAGACUGUGGUCCACGUAAGAGUUAUUCCGUCAGGUGUUGUGUUCCUACGAUUCGACAUUAUCACGAUCAAAUUGGAAGACGAUAUUUACAACAGCGAACUCAACAAAACCAUAACAUUUACAUAAAUUAGUUU
Messenger RNA from Rhopalosiphum maidis (corn leaf aphid), 1470 nucleotides. Its product is annotated as alpha-N-acetylgalactosaminidase-like. The record is from RefSeq and is a predicted model, not a curated record. Gene Ontology annotation, molecular function: alpha-galactosidase activity. The transcript has 10 exons. NCBI's taxonomy places the organism in Eukaryota, Metazoa, Arthropoda, Insecta, Hemiptera, Aphididae. Gene Ontology annotation, cellular component: cytoplasm. Gene Ontology annotation, biological process: glycosylceramide catabolic process; glycoside catabolic process; oligosaccharide metabolic process. The coding region runs from base 152 to 1462 and encodes 436 amino acids.